GAGACGGCACUUUUUGCGCGGCCUUCAUCUAUGUUAUUAGUAUCCUUGUUGGUGUGCGUCGCUUAGUCAAGAUGCGGACAUCCAAGAUCUCGCAGGAGACUACUAGGAUAUUCGACGCGAUAUCGCCGAAUGCGCGCACAGGUCGAACCACCAGGAGUGCCAAACGGAUCGCCUCGUUCGCAUUAGGAUACAAUGGAGAAAUUGAGGUCAAAGAGGAGGUAUCAUCGCCGUCAGAUCUUGACAGUACACAAAGAGGCACACCAGACAUCGAGGAUGGCUUGAGCACGCCGGCGCGCGCCAGUCGCAAGAGAAAGUAUGGCUCCAGCACGCCGGUUGUUGUAACGGAGUCCGUUGUCAAGACGGAACAUGAGUCGACUUGGACACCGGUUCGCCGAACAAAGGAAGAAGAGGCAGAUGAAGGAGACGAGCAGGAUGAUACAAAGCCGCCGGCUCCAGGCCGCGCAAGAGCUAAGCCCAAGAUACCUGCAAGAAGGCAGACUUCACCGUCCGGGCGUGUUCAGGUCGUGCCACCCUCGCAUUGGGAUGAGAUAUACCAUACAAUCAAGGCCAUGCGGCGUCGAAACCCUACCGCGCCUGUCGACACGAUGGGCUGCGAAGACCUGUUCUGGAGAACUGCUCCGCCGCGGGAGAAGCGGUAUCAUACGCUCACGGCGUUGAUGUUGUCAUCGCAAACCAAGGAUACAGUCACGGCGGCGGCCAUGCAAAGACUACAUGCGGAGUUGGUCCCGCAAGUUCCGGACGAAGAUGGGAAGAUCCAACAGUCAACUUUGACAGUUGAGAAUAUGAUUGCGUGCGACCCCAAGCAUCUCGACAGUCUGAUUGGGAAAGUUGGAUUUCAUAAUAACAAGACGAAGUUUAUCAAGCUGGUCGCCACGAUUCUAAGGGACGAAUAUAACUCGGAUAUACCAGACUCGAUAGAGGGAUUGGUCCGCCUGCCGGGCGUGGGCCCCAAGAUGGCAUAUCUGUGCAUGUCUGCUGCUUGGGGAGUCGAUGAGGGUAUUGGAGUGGAUGUGCAUGUUCAUCGGAUCACGAACCUCUGGGGGUGGCACAAGACGAAAACGCCUGAGGAGACUAGGGCGUGGUUGGAAGGAUGGUUGCCCAAGGAUCGAUGGCAUGAGAUCAAUAAGAUGUUGGUCGGCUUGGGUCAGACAGUGUGUUUGCCUGUGGGCAGGAGAUGUGGAGAGUGUGAUCUGGCCGGGACGGGGUUGUGUAAGGCUGAGAUCAGGGGAUGGAAAGCUACAACCAGAAAGGUCAAGAAGGAGAAGGUGGAAGUCAAGAUCGAGGAAGGAGUUGAAGUGGUGAAGAAGGAAGAGGAGGAAAGGGAGAUUUUGCAGGUGAAGGAAGAAUUGCUUGAUUCUUGACUCCAUACAAGCUAUGU
Molecule: messenger RNA, 1399 nt
Organism: Exophiala viscosa
Lineage: Eukaryota; Fungi; Ascomycota; Eurotiomycetes; Chaetothyriales; Herpotrichiellaceae
Product: endonuclease III
Exons: 1
Coding region: 72-1382 (436 amino acids)
Biological process (GO): base-excision repair; base-excision repair, AP site formation; nucleotide-excision repair
Cellular component (GO): nucleus
Molecular function (GO): DNA-(apurinic or apyrimidinic site) endonuclease activity; oxidized pyrimidine nucleobase lesion DNA N-glycosylase activity; DNA binding
Source: RefSeq, a predicted model, not a curated record